AUGGAUCGGAUAAAGGGUCCAUGGAGCCCCGAAGAGGACGACGCUCUGCAAAGGCUGGUACAGAAGCACGGUCCUCGUAACUGGUCUCUGAUCAGCAAGUCGAUACCCGGUCGGUCCGGCAAGUCGUGCCGGCUCCGGUGGUGCAACCAGCUCUCCCCUCAGGUGGAGCACCGUGCCUUCACGCCAGAGGAAGACGACACCAUAAUCCGGGCCCACGCCCGCUUCGGCAACAAGUGGGCCACCAUCGCCCGCCUCCUCAACGGCCGAACCGACAAACGCCAUCAAGAACCACUGGAACUCCACGCUCAAGCGUAA
Prunus armeniaca (apricot) is the source of this 315-nucleotide messenger RNA. The record is from the annotation of a GenBank genome assembly. NCBI's taxonomy places the organism in Eukaryota, Viridiplantae, Streptophyta, Magnoliopsida, Rosales, Rosaceae.